ACUCAGCGGAGUCGCCCGGAAGCCGGAAGUGCCUCUUGAAGUCUGGGGCGGAGAAGUCCUUCCGCGUUUUCCUUUGACCCUGUGGCGGCGUUGCCAUGGCAAUGCGCGAGGAAAGAGCCUUGUUGAUCCUAGGCCGCGCGAAUGGCGAAUGAGAAGCGGGUUCGUCGGUGUUUGGCUGCUCUAAACUUUGCAGAUUGAGGCCAAACAAUGUCUGAACCAAAAUUCCGCGAGGUGUUGCCCAAGCAAGGAAUGUUAGCAGUAGAAGAUGUGACUACAAUGGUAUUGUGUAAGCCAAAGCUGCUCCCCUUAAAAUCAGUUACACUGGAAAAGCUUGAGAAGAUGCAGCGUGAAGCACAGGAAACAAUUAGGCAGCAAGAGCUUGCCCAGCAGAGUUCAAAAUCAAUAGAGUAAUAGGAAAAAUAAAGAAUAAUGUAUAUAGCAAUUCUUUAUUCACCAUUAUGAUAGAUUGUUUGCUGAUUGCAACCCUGUAAAUAUUUUAAAAUAUCUUGAUUAAAAUGGCAUUUGAUGUCCUC
Messenger RNA from Anolis sagrei ordinatus, 533 nucleotides. RefSeq names its product BBSome interacting protein 1 (gene BBIP1). Lineage: Eukaryota; Metazoa; Chordata; Lepidosauria; Squamata; Anolidae. The record is from RefSeq and is a predicted model, not a curated record. Gene Ontology annotation, cellular component: BBSome. Gene Ontology annotation, biological process: receptor localization to non-motile cilium; cilium assembly.